AUGGUGGAACUCUUCGAUGAGUCAUGCAGGAAGAAGUUAAUAGGGAUUCUAACAGGUGCUGGCGCUGUGUAUUUACUGUACCGAGCAAUUCGGUCAGGACUAGUCACUCCACAGGAGGACGAUGAAGACCUACUCAUUGAUAAGAGUGGCAACAGUACCUUGGACAGUAUUGGUGCUGUGGGAGACCAUUUAGUUUCAUCAAAUUCUGCUUCGUCAAACUCUGUCAAGAUGAAUCUUCAGGAUCUGAAGACAGUUCUGACUAUUCUUCAUGAAAGUAAAGAUCCUGUCAUUAGAGGGACAAUCCUAACUAGCAUGUACCGCAUUCCUGGUUUUUCAAACAGCCAGGAGCUAUUCCGUUCCGAAGGUGGAAUUUCCAUCAUUGCAGAGUCACUGGAUGAUCCUCUCAAUUACAUCAAGUCUAGCGCUGUGACGGUUUUCAAUUUCCUCAGUAAUGAUCCGGUAAACCGUGAUCUGCUAGUGAAAUAUAUCCCUCAGGUUCUGAAAUUAACCACGUCAACAUUUCAAGAAUUUGAACAGUUGCCUUGUCUGAGGUUUCUCACCAAGAUGUCCCACAGCCACCAGAACCAUCUCAUGCUGAAACAUGCCAUCCCAGACUUCUUCCUCCUGCUGCAAACAGGGUCAUCCAGUAUCAAGUUCCAAGUGCUGCAGAUCCUCAUCAACUUUUCCACCAACCUGGAGCUGACGUUUGACAUGUUCAACGUGCAGAUUGAAGCAUCUUUCCUUUUCCUAUUCAACUAUUUCCAGCGUCAGGACAUUCUCAAUGAUCUCCUCUUAUUAAUAAGCAAUCUGAACGAGAUCAGGAGAAGUCUCCCCUACAGAUCAAACAAUCACGUCUAUUGCAAGGACUCACUGUUUGUCCUGUUGUUUGGUCCCAACUCUCAGUUCUCAAGCAGGCUUAUCUAUUUAAUGGCUUCCCCAGAUGACAGAAUUAAGCUGCAGGCUGCCCGGAUAGUCACAAACUUAGGGUGA
Messenger RNA from Hemiscyllium ocellatum (epaulette shark), 990 nucleotides. Its product is annotated as armadillo repeat-containing protein 10-like. The coding region runs from base 1 to 990 and encodes 329 amino acids. The transcript has a single exon. Gene Ontology annotation, cellular component: mitochondrion. The record is from RefSeq and is a predicted model, not a curated record. Lineage: Eukaryota; Metazoa; Chordata; Chondrichthyes; Orectolobiformes; Hemiscylliidae.